Gopherus flavomarginatus (Mexican gopher tortoise) is the source of this 700-nucleotide messenger RNA. It is a transcript of the gene UTS2B, whose product is annotated as urotensin 2B. Gene Ontology annotation, cellular component: extracellular region. Gene Ontology annotation, biological process: regulation of blood pressure; blood vessel diameter maintenance. Lineage: Eukaryota; Metazoa; Chordata; Testudines; Testudinidae. The record is from RefSeq and is a predicted model, not a curated record. Gene Ontology annotation, molecular function: hormone activity. Bases 1 to 363 code for a protein of 120 amino acids. The transcript is spliced from 5 exons.
AUGGACAAAAUCUGUUCGGUCCAGCUCUGCCUUGGGCUCCUAACUGUUUUCUCCAUAAUGCUGUUGAUACCGUCUGCACAUGGAAAACCUCUUGCACUACAAGAAAACCAAGGGUUUCCGGAGAGAGGAGACACCAAUCACCAAGAUGUGCUGCUGACGCUGCUGCUUAACAAAAACCUCGGCUGGAGGCAACCAGCGGAUAGCAACUUGGAGCUGGCAAAGAAAUUUGAAGAACUUGAACAGCUGGCGAAGUUAAAGGAGCAGCUUUUGGCUGGGGAAGGCUCUGAGGAGGCCUAUGCUGAGGUGGGUCUGCUGCCAUCACACCCUGACAAACGCGCCUGCUUUUGGAAAUAUUGUGUGUGAAGCCCCACUGGGACUGGAAGAGAGAGAGAAGGAUGGCCCUGAAUUGCCUCGCUGUGGUGUCCCUGUGUUAACGUAUCUUCUGAACCUUCAUCGUGCUGCUCCCUUGGGUACUUUUCCCAGCGAGGAGCUAGGCAGGGCCGCAGCCAGGAUCGACGGGAAUUCGGACAAGACCAGGAAAUGCCCACGUUUCACUUCUUCUUCCCUCAUACUUCCCUCCUCCUCCAUUUGUUAUAGCAUCUGCCUGCCCUGUCUCCUUUCAGUCUAUCACCUGUUUAGUCUUAUCCCUCAACUUUUCCUCACCUCCUCUUUUCUCCCGGUCCUCCUAGUGCCUCCCCUU